UCGAAAUUUCAAAAAAUUUCACCAUGAAAAAUCAAGUUUUCGUCGUUUUCGCCACCUCGUUGCCGGGAAAACGUAAACAAUUUUUUGUAUUACAAGAAAAUAUUUUGAAAAAUAACAAAAAAAAGUUUGUGUGAGUGUGUAGUGCUAGUGUAAGUGGAACAAUUAUUUAAAAUAAGUUGAAAAAGUAGAAAUGAACAACAUUCCAUCGCAGGGCGUUAUGUUUCCCAUGGGAUCGCUUUAUGUGGGAGAUUUACAUCCUGAUGUGACCGAAGCCAUGCUCUACGAAAAGUUUUCCACAGCUGGACAAGUGUUGUCUCUGAGAAUAUGCCGCGACUCUAGAACGAAGCAGUCUCUGGGCUACGGCUACGUAAAUUUCAACAGCCCCCACGACGCCGAAAGGGCCCUGGACACAAUGAACUUCGACCCUUUGAAGGGAAAACCGAUCAGAAUCAUGUGGUGCCAGCGGGAUCCGUCCUUGAGAAAAUCGGGCAUCGGCAACGUGUUCAUCAAGAACCUGGACAAGAACAUCGAUAACAAGGCCAUGUACGACACUUUCUCCGCUUUCGGAAACAUCCUUAGCUGCAAAGUUGUCAUGGACGAAGACGGUUACUCCAAGGGUUACGGCUUCGUGCAUUUUGAAAGCGAGGAGAUCGCCAACAGGGCCAUAGAUAAGGUGAACGGGAUGCUGCUGAACGACAAGAAGGUGUACGUGGGCAAGUUUGUGCCGAGGAUAGAGCGUGAGAAGGAAAUCGGAGAGAAGGCCAAACAAUUUACGAACAUCUACGUGAAGAACUUCGGACCGCACAUGUCCGACGAGAAGUUCUUCGAGAUUUUUUCCAAGUUUGGAACGGUGACCAGUUGCAUGGUGGCCAGACAUCUGGAAGGUUCGAGCAAAGGGUUUGGGUUCGUGGCUUACGAAGACCCGAGAGCUGCCGAAAGAGCUGUUCAGGAGAUGAGCGGUCGUGAGUACGAAGGAAGAACUCUCUACGUAGGCAGAGCUCAAAAAAAGGCUGAGCGACUGAACGAACUUCGAAAAAAAUACGAACAGCAAAGAAUGGAACGUUUCAACAAGUUCCAGGGAGUCAACGUUUAUGUGAAAAACUUGGACGAUUCUUUCAACGAUGAGAAACUGAGACAGGAAUUUGGUUGUUUUGGAAACAUCAGCUCUGCAAAGGUUAUGACUGAAAACGGCCGAUCAAGAGGAUUCGGCUUUGUCUGUUUUUCUGCUCCGGAAGAAGCAAACAAGGCCAUACAGGAAAUGAACGGGAAGAUCGUAGGCUGCAAGCCGUUGUAUGUGGCCUUGGCUCAAAGAAAAGAGGCUAGACGAGCCUUCUUGACCAGUCAGUACGUAGCUAGAGCCCAGGCAGCAAGAAAUCAAGGAUUGCAGUUUGCCGGUGGGCCGCCCUUUCUUCUUCCUGCAGUCGCCCAAGCCCCCCGUAUUUUUGGCCCCGCUCCAGCUCUAAGGGCGGCUCCCCGUUGGCCGGCCCUUCAAGCGCUGCCUAGGCCGAACGGAGCCGCUUUCGGCCUUCCUUUACUAGGCACGGCUCCAUUUAGGGCUCCAGCAGCGAGACCUGCGCCAGUAAGACCACACGCAAGACCCAUUACAGGUGCCACAGGACCGACCGCUAGACCAAACUCGAAAUAUACAACAAGACAUGGACCGGAGACUCCUCUAGUAGAUGGGCGCUUGCCCCACGCGGCUCCACAGGAACAAAAACAGUUGUUAGGUGAACAAUUAUUUAGAAUUGUGGAGAAACUCCAUCCUGAACUAGCCGGCAAGAUAACAGGAAUGCUGUUGGAAAUUGAUAAUUCGGAACUGUUGCACAUGAUCAAAAAUCAAGAGUCGUUGAGGGCAAAGGUCGAAGAAGCUAUAGCCGUUCUUGAGGCUCACAAAGCCAGCAAAAAGGGGGUCGUCAUACAAGACUGAGUUUACUUCGUGUCAAUAGUUAUAUAUCUGCGUUUUUGCCCAAGAAUGAGUUUUUAGCUGCUUGAACAGUAUGUACUCCUUUUUUUUCGGUUUGAAUUUGAAACAUCCCAACAACGUUUUUACUUGUAGAAGUUUAUGAGACAAUUUUAGUGUGGUUGAAGUUUUAAGCAUUAAUUAUUUUGUACUUUUCAAGUUAAUAAAAUGUUCUAUUUAUUAUUUA
Sitophilus oryzae (rice weevil) is the source of this 2147-nucleotide messenger RNA. RefSeq names its product polyadenylate-binding protein 4-like. The record is from RefSeq and is a predicted model, not a curated record. The coding region runs from base 191 to 1927 and encodes 578 amino acids. Gene Ontology annotation, molecular function: poly(U) RNA binding; mRNA 3'-UTR binding; poly(A) binding. The transcript has 8 exons. NCBI's taxonomy places the organism in Eukaryota, Metazoa, Arthropoda, Insecta, Coleoptera, Curculionidae. Gene Ontology annotation, cellular component: ribonucleoprotein complex; cytosol; nucleus.